Molecule: messenger RNA, 1731 nt
Organism: Haemorhous mexicanus (house finch)
Lineage: Eukaryota; Metazoa; Chordata; Aves; Passeriformes; Fringillidae
Gene: OTUD3
Product: OTU deubiquitinase 3
Exons: 8
Coding region: 16-1152 (378 amino acids)
Biological process (GO): protein deubiquitination
Molecular function (GO): cysteine-type deubiquitinase activity
Source: RefSeq, a predicted model, not a curated record
GCGGCCCCGGCGGGGAUGUCCCGCAAACAGGCGGGCAAGGCCCGGCCCGCCGCCGCCGCCAGGAAGGGCCGCCGGCCCCGGCAUUCCCCCGCUGGACCGGCCCCGGGCCCCGCUCCGGGCCACAGCGGCGGCCUCGCCGGGCAGCUCCGGGCGCUUGGCCUCAAGCUGCGGGAGGUGCCGGGAGAUGGCAACUGCUUGUUCCGAGCGCUGGGGGAUCAGCUGGAGGGGCACUCCCGGAACCACCUGCGCCACCGCCAGGAGACUGUGCAGUUCAUGGUGCGGCAGCGCGCCGACUUCGAGCCCUUCGUGGAGGAUGAUGUGCCCUUUGACAAACAUGUUGCCAAUUUGGCCAAGCCUGGCACUUUUGCUGGCAACGAUGCUAUUGUGGCCUUUGCAAGGAACAAUCAAAUGAAUGUGGUUAUUCAUCAGCUCAACACUCCACUGUGGCAGAUCCGGGGCACAGACAGGAGCGGCGCCAGGGAGCUGCACAUCGCCUACAGGCAUGGGGAGCACUACGACAGCGUCAGGAGGCUCAGCGACGACUCGGAGGCGCCGGCCCACCUUCGGAUGGAGAUGCUUUGCAAGAACAAUUCCAAUAAGGCAGAGGAAGUGAAGCCACAGAAGGGUGAUUCUCAAGAUGAGACUGAGGUGGAGAUGGAAGAUGCUGUACAAAAAGUGUGCAGUGCAACUGGAUGUUCAGACAUGGAUUUAGUAAGCCACAUUCUUGAGGUGGAGGGCUACAACGUGGAGUCUGCAAUAUUUGCCAUCUUGCAGGUGAAGGAAGGGGAAGGAAUAGGUACUGAGGAGCAGCAGGAGCCCCUGGGCAGGGAGCAGAAAUCCUGCAGCAGGGCACUGUGGGAAGAGAAUGGAACUGGUUCAAGAAUCUUUGGAAAUCAGAGCUUGCAUCAAGGUGAAGCAGAGAACAAGAAGGGACAAGCUGGAUCCAGGGAAGAGAACCGAGCCAGCAGAAACCCAAAGGUGGCCAAGAAGCAAAGGAAGGAGCAGCAGCGGCUGGAGAAGAAGAAGCGGCAGGAGGAGAGGCACCGGCAGAAGGUCCUCGCCACCAAGAGGGACAGUGCAGACACCAGGACGGAGACAGACCCAGCCAGCCACAUCACCCUGGUCAAGGCCAUGGCAGCCCUAAACAUAUGACUCAGUGCUCUGAUGAGAAAAGCAAAUAAAACUGAUGAAGACGGAAUUCCCCCAGGAGAAUUUCCAGGCACCCAUGUUUAUCUUAAAAUCCAUCUCUGCUGGGAUUUCCAAACACAAGAGAACUUCCUCUUUCUUUGCUUGUGGGGAGGACAAUUGCUCAUUGAUUCUACAUCAACCUGUGGUAAGAAGAGUUGUUUAAACUUAACAGGAAGUAGAGACUUGGCUCUAUAAUCUUGGAGUUACAUGAAGAUGAGGACCUUUUCUUCACACAACGGUGACAUCUCUUUGAUGUACCUGGUUUGGGGGGUUUUUUUCGUUGGGGUUUUUUUGUUUUUUUUUUUUUUUUGUUUGGUUGGUUUUGGUUUUUUUUGUUUCUUUUUUUUUUGGUUGGUUGGUUUUUUGUUUGUUUGUCUGUUUUUGUUUUUGUGGGUUUUUUUAUUUGGUUAUGCCUGGAGAAGCUUUAUUUUACCUUCCUGUCAGGGUAUCAGACAAUCUCUUAACAAAUCUCAACUCAGGAAUAUCUCUGGUGGAUCUUUUUCUAUUUAAAUUCAAAUAAAGUAAGAAAACAGAGUCCCAGAA